Messenger RNA from Trypanosoma cruzi, 582 nucleotides. RefSeq lists its product as uncharacterized. The transcript has a single exon. The record is from RefSeq and is a predicted model, not a curated record. The coding region runs from base 1 to 582 and encodes 193 amino acids. NCBI's taxonomy places the organism in Eukaryota, Euglenozoa, Kinetoplastea, Trypanosomatida, Trypanosomatidae.
AUGAGGUUGGUGUCGCCGCACGAAAUGAAAGAGAGUAAAAACAGCUGGAUGCUUGCUGACACGUCGGUGGGUGUGCCACGGCCACCGAUGAGUUCUCAGGGAGAGGGACAGGAGGGAGUGAGACGGAGACUGUGCACAUCGACUGCGGCGUGUGGUGCCACAAGAUGCGAUUGCCAUUGUGAAGGAUGUGCAACGGCCGCAAUGCGUGCAGCAGAGCGUCACCUGCAUCUUUGUGCCUGCCGAGCUUGCAGGUGCCGUGAGGAGGUGCAGGCGACCUCUCAUCAUUGGGCUGCUGAGGCCGUUUUUCCUCUCUACCCAGCGGGAGAAGCAACUCUUCUUGCAGGCGAUGUGCUGUUCUGCAUCGAUGCUCCCAACGGGUUGUCACGCCGCCGUGUCGUUGCAGUGCAACUCUCGUGUUCCUCACUGCACACGUGGCUCCCUGUCGCUUGGCUUAUUUGCAGGGCCAUUGCCCGCGGUCCCCCAUUGGGAGGCUGCUCACUUGUUUUUCUUAAAUUUUGUGUACUGUUGAGAUGUGCUGGAGAACAAUGGCUGCGGGGACGCCGAUGUUGUGCUUCGCUUUGA